Molecule: messenger RNA, 2226 nt
Organism: Aspergillus tubingensis
Lineage: Eukaryota; Fungi; Ascomycota; Eurotiomycetes; Eurotiales; Aspergillaceae
Product: Nrd1 complex RNA-binding subunit
Exons: 8
Coding region: 1-2226 (741 amino acids)
Cellular component (GO): nucleus
Molecular function (GO): RNA binding
Source: RefSeq, a predicted model, not a curated record
AUGUCGUCUGCUGUAGCAGAACUGGAUAACUACCUCCAGUCUAUGCUGGCACUCAAGCCCCCGGGUGUCUCAGGCUCUAAGAUCAACAGUAUUACAUCGCUUUGCACGGCAAACGUUCAGAAUGAAUCCGUUCUCAUCCAGAAGAUCUAUACACACUUCAAGAAGGCACCAGGAACACACAAAUUGGGCGUACUCUAUGUCGUAGACUCUGUAACUCGACAAUGGGUAGAAGCAGCGCGCAAGGCAGGACAGCCAUCCGGUAGUGCUGCUCCCGAUGGUACUUUCGCCGCUGGUGUCAACAGAGUGACCGAAUUGCUACCUGUCCUCAUGACGGACAUCAUAAACAACGCUCCUGAAGAUCAAAAGGAAAAAAUCAAGAAACUGGUCGACAUUUGGGAACGGGGCUAUACUUUCCCUGCUCCCAUGCUUGCCUCGUUCAAGGAGAAGUUAAACGCACCCCCAUCACAAAAUGUGGAAUCCACUACCCCGGAAGGCUCGCCAGCACCCAACUACAUGCCGCUGGGAGGUCAACAGCAGCCGCUUAACGGUGUGCCUUCGACCACUUCUGCUCAACAGGCGCCAGACACCUCCAGUAUUCUAAAGGCCCUGGCCGACAUGGCCAAGCAGAACACAACAGCCCCCGCAGCCCCGGCCGUGGCGGCACAGACUAACCCUCUUAAUGCUCUGACCCAGCAAAGUACGGUUCCGCAGCCCGCGUCAUCAUCCGUAGACCAGGCUUCACAGGGCCCGAAUGGACAGGCUGGUGUAAACCCGUAUGCUGCUGGAAGCAUGGCGACCCCGUUCGCGGGAUUGAGUAGCGUUGCUCAAAACCCGGCAUUGGUGCCGCCGCCGCCGCAGACCCAGAGCCAGAACCACACCCCCAACCCGUUGGCAGCAGCGCAAAACCCACUGGCCGCGCUACUGCCGCAGGCGACUGCAGCUCCGGCUCAGCCGACUGCCCCGAUCGGGCCUGAUGCACUGCAGCAGCAGCUCCAGCUCCUGCAAUUGCUGGCUGCCCAAGGCAUUCCUCAAGAGCAGUGGGCCACAGCCCUGCAGAUUCUCAGCCUGUCCAAUGCCGCCGGUAUGGGUGGAAUGACCGCCGGCCAGGCUCCUCCGCCUUUCAAUCUGCCCGGUCAGCCCGUUGCCAACGCUUGGGGCGCUCGGCCCGACUCCCAGUCACGUGAAUUCGACCGGGACCGUGAGCGUGAUCGCGAUUACAUGCGCUCCCCUCCUGGCCAGUACCGCCGCCGUUCUCGCUCCCCCGGUUGGGACAGACGUCGUGAAGCCUCCCCUCCUCGUCGUCGUGACAGCCCUGUCUAUGGUGAGUACCAUGGCGACUCCCCGGGACGUCGUGGUGGAGACCCGCGCGGUCGCAGAGGAAAUGAGUAUCGCCAGCGCAGUCCUCCUGGACGCCGUCGUCGCACUCCUUCUCCUCCUCGCAAGGAUCCUACCCUACCUCCCCCAGGCCCUAAGUUCAUCGAGUGGGAUUACUCCAUUGGCCAAGGGAACAUUAAAGUCCUGAGUCGUACCCUUUUCGUUGGUGGUGUUACGUCUUCUGAGGCGCAUCUCCGCUCUCUCUUUAGCAAGUUUGGCAUCGUCCAGACAUGCAUCGUCAACAUUGACAAGCGUCAUGCUUUCAUCAAGAUGAUCAGCCGUCAGGAUGCCGUCAUGGCACGGGAUGGCAUGGAAUCCUACAAGUCCGGUGACAUGCAGCUCAGGACUCGAUGGGGUGUGGGAUUCGGUCCUCGUGACUGCAGCGAUUACCAAACAGGCAUCAGUGUGAUUCCGAUUGAAAGACUUACGGAGGCUGAUCGGAAAUGGAUGCUCACCGCGGAAUAUGGCGGCACUGGCGGAAGGACCAUCGAGUCUGGAAUGGUCGUCGAGGAGCCCGACAUUGAGAUCGGCGCUGGUGUCUCCUCCAAAGCUAUCAGCAGAAGAAUUGCUACCGACACUGGCGGCAAGCGUGGACCUGUCUCUUCCCGCACGCAGCAGGACCGAUUCCGUCGGCCAGAACGCGAUGGACCUGCCAACGGGAUGGGCAUGGGUGGCUCGGUGGAGCGGGAGAUUCCCAAUGCCAACAAUGUCGGUGUCCCGCCUGCAGUGCCUGGCUUCGGCUUCUCAUUCCCCGGCAUGCCCAUGUUCCCUCCCGGCUUUAUGAUGGGAGGAGCACAAGCUGGAGCUGGCGGUGCGGCACAGCCGCCUCCUCCAGGCCAAGGAAGCAAUUAG